This is a messenger RNA of Trypanosoma brucei brucei TREU927, 1464 nucleotides long. RefSeq lists its product as hypothetical. The record is from RefSeq and is a predicted model, not a curated record. The transcript has a single exon. Lineage: Eukaryota; Euglenozoa; Kinetoplastea; Trypanosomatida; Trypanosomatidae. Bases 1 to 1464 code for a protein of 487 amino acids.
AUGAGCAGUGAGACUGUUGCGAUUCAGACACUCCUUGAGGCGUUUGAGGAAUCGAGCGAGAGGAUCAACGCCCUGUACAAUAAAGUGAAGAGUGCAGGCGACGACUGUAAGGAGCGGGCCACCACCAUUGAUGUUUUUCGUGUACUGCAUGACUGCUUCGUCUUUCAUACCGAUACACUACAGAAUCAGAUAGAUGCACUGAAGACGUAUGAAGAGCAAGAGGCAGAGAACAUAGAGGAGGAGGUCGAGGAGCUAGAGAAGGAACUGCAUUUGCUUGAUAGAAUUUCUCGGGGAUGUGACGAUGCUGGCUGCCCCCUGCCGUCCGUGAAUGAUGUUUCUUUGGCCGCGUACCAGGCGUUUGUUACGCGUUCGGUAGAUUUAUCCGCGCAACUGUCAGUUAUGCUGGAGGGAUUACGCCACAUACUAACACUUACUCCACCCCGUUUAUCAAAGGCACAGUCUAUCGUCACGUGGCUUGGUGUGGCAAAUAAGGCGACCUGGUCGGCCAAGGAGAAGCAACUAAACGCGAGUUGGAAAUCACUAGAGGAAGAUGCGCGCCUUGCAUCUGCAUCUAUGGACGAGCCAUCGCUAGUUGCCGUGCGGCAGCUGUUGUCUGAUGUUAUGCAACUUGGGAAAAAAGCGGUUUCCGCCGUCGGUAGCGGAUCGAGGGCUGAGACUGAACGGGCUAGAGAUGUGGAGCAUCUCGGCAGCCAACAGCGCCGGUUGGUGUUGUGGUGCCGGCAGCAGCAGGCUAACCUAGAUGUACUGACGGAGCCUGACCACAUCCAAGAGUUCUGUAAGUCGCUUCUUGAGCACUAUAAUGUGAUGUCAGAUAAUUACCAUGUAGUGCUAGAAAAGGCUGAACCGUACAUGGAUAACGAAACUGUACAGGAAUGGCUGCUGGAGGCGAGUGAAGCGUGGUUACACCUUCAGGUGAAGGCGCUUGAACAGUUCCGGCGUACCCUGUUUGAGGUGCACCAAGAUUCCUUGUUGGAGGACCAGGUGGAAGGUCAAAGCGCAUUCUGCCUGCAGUUAGGCACAGUUCUCGGGGCGCUGGAGUGUACAUUGACCCCGUGGUGUGAAGUAAGGUCAUCUGCGUGCGGGCGGUGCAUCCAACUCCUUGACAGUUGCAGAGAGUUACGGGGGAUGAUGCCCGAGUACGAGAAGCUCUCCCGCCAGCUUUUAGAACUAACAGAUCGCUUGAGAAUCGACCGCGAGGCAUACGAUUGCUACAGGGCAGCCGCGCUCUCCCAUGUGACAUAUCUUUCGUCGUCUGCUGAGUUGCUUGCGGAGGCAGCGCGUCGCAAAGGAGAAUAUAAGGCAUGUGUCUACGAGUUACAAGAGUGGGCGGUAAAGAAGGUUCGCUGUGAUUCUUGGCGCAACAUCCGUGACAAGGUGCGAGACAUAAAGGAUUUGCUUGAGCAAGAUCAGCUACUGCAGAGGCACAGAGGGGAGCCGGUUUAA